UUGUUGUUGCCGAUAAGCAGUGAGGGGCAGUUCCGCCCCAGCAGGAACAGCUCGUCUGCUGGCUUCCCAUCCGCCUCAGAAAACACUGUCCCAUCUCAGCAAGCAGCAUCCCUGCAAACCUGCACAGGUUUGCUGACCAUCUCCACGAUGCCACAUUCGUGCAGGGUGGUGAUCUGCGUGCUGCUGGGGCUGGGGUCCCUGCUGGUGAGGGGGCUGCCCCCAUCCUGCCCCCAUACCUGCCAGUGCUACGACACCUCCAAAGUCUUCUGCUCAGACGAGAGGAUGCGGGAGAUCCCGGCGGGCCUGCCAGGCAGUGCCACACAGCUCUUCUUUGUGGAGACAGGCCUGAGCAGUGUCCGCAGGGGGGCCCUGGGCACCAGUACCACCCUCACCAAGCUGGUCUUCCUCAACAACAACAUCCAGGAGCUGGAAGCCGGUGCCUUUCAGUGGCUGCCCAGCCUGACCGAGCUGGAGGUGUCAGGAAACCCCUUGCCAGCAGUCAGCCUUGGGGUGCUGAUGGGGUUGACCAACCUCAGCAAGCUCUCCCUGGGUGCCAAUGCCAUCAGCUCCUUGCAGCCAGGGUUCUUCACUGCUGCAUGCAGCCUGCAGGACCUGCGCUUGUCAGGGAACAGGAUUGUGGCAUUGCCCCCUGGCAUCUUCCACCCACUCCGGCAGCUCCAGGCCCUGGACCUAUCACGGAAUGUCCUGGUUGAGCUGCCAGAGGGGCUGCUGGCCCCACUCACUGCCCUCCGCCUCCUCAAACUCAGCGACAACCUGCUGGUGCGGGUGCCCCCCGGCGCUUUCAGGGCACUUGGCCAGCUGACUGAGCUCCACCUGGAUGGUAACCGGCUGGAGGAGCUGCCACCCGGCAUCUUCAGCGGGCUGGGGGGGCUGCGGUGGCUGCAGCUGCAGCACAACGCCCUGGGCAGCCUGGCCCCCGACAUCUUCACUGGUCUCCUCAACCUCACUGUCCUCAGCCUGGAGGGCAACCACCUGGUCACCCUGCCUGCCACCCUCUUCACUGGCACACCCGGCCUCCUUCACCUCUCACUGGGUCGCAACCAGCUGGAGACGCUGCCCCGGGAGCUCUUCUCCAACCUGUCGGCACUGCAGACCCUGGUGCUUUCCCACAAUGCCAUGGACCACCUGCCCACUGAGGUUUUCCAGGGACUGGCAGCACUGACAGCACUACAGCUGAGCCACAACAACCUCUCCAGCCUGCCAGCAGGGCUCCUGGCUGGGCUGCCCCUCCUCACUGCCCUAGCACUGGACCACAACCGCCUGGCGCGCCUGCCUCUGGGGCUCUUUGAUGCCAAUGAUGAGCUGGUGCGUGUGGGGCUGUCUGACAACCCCUGGGCCUGUGACUGCCGCCUUGCCUAUCUCCUGCACUGGCUCCAGGGCUUUGCCGAGCCCCUCAUCCAUGGGCAACCCUUCUGUGCCAGUCCAACUGCUCUCCAGGGACAGUCCCUGCUGCAGGUCCCCCGGGGGCAGCUGGAGUGCCCGGGAGGACCUGGUGUCCCUCCAGAGGAAGGCUGGGACAGGGAUGCUCCAGGACAGUGCACCUACAGCAACCCUGAGGGCACUGUAAGCAUGGUCUGUGAUGCCACAAGCUGCCAGCAGCUCAGCCUUCGCCUCCCUCCUCCUCCUCCUCCUGAGCAAGUGCAGGGGUUGGGGCCGGCGUACCAGGGUGCCUGGGUGCUGCACUCCCACUGUGGCACACUGCAGGUCAGUGUCCUUGUCACAGCACAGAGCGGGAAUGAGGCCACAUCGCCAGGUCUCCCUGCUGUGCCCUAGAGCUCAGGCAGGUGCCAGCUUCUGCACUGGAAACCUCUGAACCAGCCUGGGAAACAGCACCCAGUCUUGCUCUGCUACCCCUGCCUUGGUCACCAGCCAUCACUGAGCUCUCCACAACAGCUGGCCUGGUGGUAUUUAUUCUCCAAGCUAUGUGUUUCC
Messenger RNA from Lepidothrix coronata (blue-crowned manakin), 1953 nucleotides. Its product is annotated as carboxypeptidase N subunit 2-like. The record is from RefSeq and is a predicted model, not a curated record. Lineage: Eukaryota; Metazoa; Chordata; Aves; Passeriformes; Pipridae. Bases 148 to 1794 code for a protein of 548 amino acids. Gene Ontology annotation, molecular function: protein binding. Gene Ontology annotation, cellular component: extracellular matrix. The transcript is spliced from 2 exons.